AUGUUGAAAUCCCUAACAAACAUUGGAGUCUGUGUAGGCGUUGUGUUUGGUACAGCAGCUACAUUCAUAAGACACAGACAGAAUCAGCCUCUGAGAUACACUGCAGCAUCCAUCGUCGCACUCAUUGGUAUACGAGAAUUGCUAGUAAAAUCAAGUGCUAGAAACCAGUUGUCUCCAUUGCAACAUUUGAAAGUUUUGAAUUAUCAACCACGAUCCAUCUUCAACUCCAUCUCAACACCUAUACCACGCAAUGUCCAUAGCCGAUGCAUCUAA
Mucor velutinosus is the source of this 273-nucleotide messenger RNA. RefSeq lists its product as uncharacterized. Bases 1 to 273 code for a protein of 90 amino acids. The record is from RefSeq and is a predicted model, not a curated record. The transcript is spliced from 3 exons. Lineage: Eukaryota; Fungi; Mucoromycota; Mucoromycetes; Mucorales; Mucoraceae.